GCACUUCAGGGCGGGAGAAGGUUCCCUCUGCGCCGCGUGGUUGUCGUGGUUUCCAUUGGCUCAGACCAACCCAAGACCACUUGGUUUGAGUACGUGCGGCUAGCUGGACCCAUCCCCUGUCUGAUGCAUGUACGGUUUAUACGUGAUACAUCUCUGUCACAACUAACCACGCAAACGCAGCCCUGCCCCAAGACGGUCCUAUUCCUCCGGACAGCCAAACCCAAUUAAGAUAGAUCUGCGCGAUCAAUGGACUUCGCGCACACUUCGCCAUCCUGAUACCUACAGAAGGGGCCUGUCGUAUUCCGGGCCGCGUUUGUGUUGACUAUUCAAAACGCCAGUCAGCGAUUUCUUCUCUCUCUCUCUCUCUCUCUUCUAGCCUAUCUGCAUCGCAGGUUCAUUUCACGCGGGAUUAUUUUUCUGUCAGCUCCAUCGAGCGCGCGGACCCGCCCUAGGCGUCGUCAGCCCAUCUGAUUGAAGCGAUCAGAGGUUUUUUAACGCCCUUUCUUUAUUAUGAAGUCCAGAGGAAAGGGAGCGUGUCAGUGAGUGUGUGAUGAUGAAGCGGAAGCGUCGCUGAUGAAACCCCUCUUUCGCUACCGAUAUCGACUAGUCCGGCCGUACGCAGGGAACACUACGCAAUCUGCCCGUCUACAAACCCUUAUAGUAGCCCUGUGAGCAGCUGCCACUACCAGUGAGGCACCCGCUCCACGAUGAUACAGCCGUCUUGGCUCGCCUUCUACAUCCUGGCUUUCCGGGCAUUAAAAGGUUCAGGAGCGCAAGGGAACGGCGGGACACCGAGAACAGUCACCGCCGUGGUCGGGGAAUCGGUGACCUUACCCGCCGCCUUUUCUACCCGAGAAAACAUACUGUCCGUCACGUGGAGCAAAGUGAACACUGAUCAGUCAACAGUGCAACAAAGAGAACCCGUAUUUGUCUUUUCAAAUGGGAACUCGAAGUCGCACGGAGCGUACAAAGACAGAGUGCUUCUCUCGGGGAAGGUAUCAUUACGCAUUGCGAACAUAAGAGUCCAGGAUGACGGCAUGUACGUGUUGAAUGUCAUGACAGAAGACCUGGAGACGGGAGAGGAGUAUGUCCGCUUGAUCGUGAUGGUGCCUCCAGUGGUGAAGGUCGGACCGUCCAGCCCAGUGGUUAGCAGCUGGGGGAAGUCAGUGACAUUCAAGUGCACAAUAAGCGAGGCCCGGCCCAAUAUCUCCGCCUUACAUUGGGAAAAAGACGGCAUUCCCGUCCAGAGCAUCGGCGUGAGCUCCAAGUACUCCGGAGGAACCCUCUCGUCGCCAUCUUUAACCGUACGUCACGUGACCAGAGCAGACACGGGCAGUUACACAUGCGUGGUAAAUCACGUGGUCAGACCAGUCACGUCCAGUGUACAGCUAAAAGUCCUAUAUCCAGCAUCUAUAAUAAGCAUAUCAGACGCAAUCGCCGUGACUGUUUCCGACCGGGUGACUCUACAAUGUGUAGCAGACGGCAACCCUCCCCCCAACAUCACAUGGACCAAAAAUGGAGUCUUACUGCCCUCCGUAGCCCACACGUUAUCUAAUGACGUCCGCGCCUCAUCCGUGACGCUCAAAAGGGUGAGGAUGAACAACACCGGCGCUUACGUCUGUGCGGCAAGUAACGGCGUGGGGAAGGCCGACUCUAAAGCUGUGCAACUCAGCGUCACACCUGACAAGGACGCGAGAGACUCGUCCAACAUCGUGGUGAUAGUGGGAACGGUGGCCGGUGCGCUCUGGUUCCUCAUAGGCGUGGUCCUGAUCCUGUUGCUAUGGAAACGGCGGCGAGACAGGAGAGACAAAGAGCGGUUUGCCUUCUACUACAACAUGGGCCGGCGGGAGCCCGGGGCGCCUGAUGACAAAACGGACUUCCCCACCAUACCAGUCAAACCACGUGAGGGUACCCUGACAGGAAACGCCGGCAUCCCAACCAUGAGAAGAGCGGCCGAUAAAAGAGGGAGGCGAUACGCCAGGGUCAUGUACCCGUAUCUAGCGCAGGAAGGAAACGAGCUCUGCCUUGAGGUGGGCGAUGUCAUAGAGGUCCUGGAAGGGGACAGCGGAGGGUGGUGCCUUGGCUAUCUGAGUGGCGACGUGGGACUCUUCCCCUCCAAUUAUGUCAAGUUCCUCUCAUCAAAUGAGGCCGUCAAAAUGGAGGAGUGUGACGGAAAACCACCAUCCAAGAGGACUAAAUAGGGCGGGAGAGGAGAUGGUUUGACUCGUAAGGUCAACGGGGGACAGCUUUCUUCUGAUUCAGUGCUUCCGACGAAAUCUCGCGAGAGUUGAUGACGUCGUGCGAUGAGCGUGACUUGAGAGGACUGUGAAGGCCAGCUUUGAAGUAUGUCUAAGCUCUAAAAGAACGAAAGCGUUGGGUAUUUUCGGUAGAAUCCAUACAAACUGCCAAAUACACAGACAGUAAGUCGUUUAAAAAUGCACCAACGUCCCUUUAUGUACAUGAGUACAAAAGAAGUCCAUGAUUUUCGUACCAUGUGCAUACCCGGUGAUUGGCAUUGCACAGGAACCCGUCACGAACAGACACAGUACGUGGUACACGAUGGUGAUAAAACAUAAAUAAUAUCAGAUUCUACAUAUAUUUGACCAAAGUGAUCUGCUCAACAAACGUUUUUGCCAGUUUGGUCAGAACCAAACACCGUCGUAUUCGUGAAUGGAAAGAGCCUUACUUGCUUACAUUUGAGUAUUGUGAUACUAGCAAUGUGCAAUAUAAUUCAUAAAAAACUAGGAUCCUAUGACACUGCAUAUCACCCUUUAUAGAUAUGGAUGACUUGAAGUACUUCACUUUGGGAUAUCUUUUUUUACAUGUAUACACAAACAUUCACGAUAUAGUUGAAUAAGGAGGGAUUUCUUAACUUCUACCACUUAACGUUAUUGCAUGCUUUCUGUGUAUCCGCGACCUCUUUUACAUAGGCAGGCAAUACAAAUGUAUCAAGGAUAUCUGCGUACAUCUAAUGAGCUUUCACUAUCUGGUGAAAGGCCCUUGGAUGUAUGUAUAUUCCUGUGUUUGGCAAUAACUGUUCUCCCCGAUAUUGGUGUUGCAAAGAAAAGAUUACGACGGCAUUCGUCAGUUGCACUGACAGAAGAUAUGAAUGACAAGUUGAGAAAUAUAAGAGUGUACAUAUUGUUAUCAAGCGCAAUCAGAUAAUGUUUAAAUUGUGUGAAUGUUUGUUUCAGAGGGAUGAUAUUUUGUGUCUAUCUAAAUGUAUGCCUGGCUGUGAUCUAUGACAGAUGACGUCUUUACGUAUGAAUUAUAUGUUCGAAAAUAAAAU
Molecule: messenger RNA, 3289 nt
Organism: Branchiostoma floridae (Florida lancelet)
Lineage: Eukaryota; Metazoa; Chordata; Leptocardii; Amphioxiformes; Branchiostomatidae
Product: protein amalgam-like
Exons: 8
Coding region: 708-2201 (497 amino acids)
Biological process (GO): cell-cell adhesion
Cellular component (GO): cell-cell junction
Molecular function (GO): cell adhesion molecule binding
Source: RefSeq, a predicted model, not a curated record